AUGACAGCGCUCUUCAAUUUCCAGUCCCUGCUCCUUGUAAUCCUCCUCACAAUAUGCACCGCUACCUACGCGCACUACGUCUUCCCCGGUAUCAUCGACCGCAACAAGGAGAACUACUUCGUCAGCCCCAUAUGGAAGGCCGCGCGGGUGGGCGAGAGGCUCAGUCCGUACGUUAGUCUGGCCUGCGUAGUCAUGGCGGCGCUCACAUUCAUGGGUUGA
Messenger RNA from Ascochyta rabiei, 219 nucleotides. RefSeq lists its product as uncharacterized. Bases 1 to 219 code for a protein of 72 amino acids. Lineage: Eukaryota; Fungi; Ascomycota; Dothideomycetes; Pleosporales; Didymellaceae. The record is from RefSeq and is a predicted model, not a curated record. Gene Ontology annotation, biological process: intracellular transport; protein secretion. The transcript is spliced from 3 exons.